UCAUCGUAUUUUCUACUUUGUUUAAACCUAUCCAAAUCCAAAUACAACAAAUACGACAAUGCGGUUGACUAUGUAAGCAAGUGCAAUACUUGUCAAAAGUACAAUAUUGCUAGAAAGGAUUACAAUCCUCAUCGACCUGUCUACGCAUAUGUUCCUGGAGAUGCCUACGCAUUUGAUUUAAUGGGACCUUUCCAAUCAUGUUCUGCGUACUGAAGCCUUUGGUUAUCCUAGACACUUUGUAUGUAGUGACAAUAGCUCAGAAUUCAAAAAUGAGAUUCUAGAGAACAUGUUCAAUGCAAUGGGUAUUGACAGGAGAUACACCACUCCUUACCAUCCCUCAGCUAAUGGUGCGGCUGAACGUUAUGACCAAACUGCCAAGAAAAC
This is a messenger RNA of Rhizopus microsporus ATCC 52813, 384 nucleotides long. RefSeq lists its product as uncharacterized. The annotation marks the transcript as partial. NCBI's taxonomy places the organism in Eukaryota, Fungi, Mucoromycota, Mucoromycetes, Mucorales, Rhizopodaceae. The transcript has 3 exons. The record is from RefSeq and is a predicted model, not a curated record.